Plasmopara halstedii is the source of this 1530-nucleotide messenger RNA. Its product is annotated as Spliceosomal protein FBP11/Splicing factor PRP40. Gene Ontology annotation, cellular component: nucleus. The transcript has a single exon. The coding region runs from base 1 to 1530 and encodes 509 amino acids. Lineage: Eukaryota; Oomycota; Peronosporomycetes; Peronosporales; Peronosporaceae. Gene Ontology annotation, molecular function: RNA polymerase binding; transcription coregulator activity. The record is from RefSeq and is a predicted model, not a curated record.
AUGGGUGACUUAGACCUCAGCGACACCGAACGAAUGACAAAGCUGCAGCUUUUCGAGCUGAAUGCGCUGCAGGUGGUGGGCGACUGGUCAGUGCAUGACGAUGGCGAUGGUCAUUUAUUCUACCACAACUUCAAAUCAGGUAUAUCGCAAUGGAUAGUCCCUGAGGACCUCGCAGCGCUUGAAACCGAGUUUAUGAUGAAGCUGAUGCUGCAAAACGCGGUUGCUCGCUCAAAUGUGUGGACUGCUCACGACGCAGGCAAUGGCACUUUGUAUUAUUUCAACUCAAAGACACGUCAGUCGGUUUGGGAGCGUCCUUGCGAUUGGGGUAAACUAGAAACAAAUGUAGAAAAUAAAACAGAGAGGGAGGUGCAAGAAGAGAAAGAGAACGAGAAGGUUAUCACGGAGAAUCAAGAAAAAAGGAAGCGUCAAAAUCAUGAACUUAGCAAAACCAAGCAAGGCGAGGCGGCUAAAGAGCAGCUGGAACUUCAUGGGAACAUACAAUUACAGGAAGAGGAUUUACCUUUGACAAUAGAAGAGCGACGAUUGACUGACGAACGCCAAAAGCAAGAAGAGAAGGGAAUUGAGCUAUUUCGAGUCAUGUUGCGGGACAAGAAUAUCAUGCCUUUUUGCAAGUGGUCGGUGGCGCUGCCCCAAAUUGCAGGAGACCCACGCUUUCUGGGUGUGCCGACAAUGGACAAACGCCGUGUCAUAUUCGAAAAUUUCGUGAAGCACCGUCGAGAAGAGUUAAAGUUGGAAAAUAAGGGCAAAUUGAAGCAGGCAAAGACACUUUUUGCGAAUUUACUCAGCGAGCACUUUCGGCUCGAUACGUGGGAACCAAGCACAACAUUGAGUGUUUUCUUAUCGACACUAGAGACGCAUAUUGAUGCUGAACGUUACAAAAAUAUCCAAGAAAAUGCAUUGGCGCUGCUGAAAUUGUCAACUCAGGAAAAGAUUUAUGCUAAGGCAGUAGCUGAUUUUAAAAUGGAAGCACUCAAACGAGACGGCGAGCAGUUGCGACUAAUGAAUUACUUUGAUAAAAAAAUUCAUACUGAAGGCAACAAGACAUUGCAGUGGGAGAGCGAUGAGUUACAGAACCUUCUACGCGAAUACUAUAGCAAUGCAGCUUUGAGUGGCGAGGCGCACACACUACUUUCGAAGGACCGGCAGAGACAAAUUUUCGAAGAGUUAAUACUUCGUAGAUGUGCCUCAGCACGAGAUGAGACGGAGCCUGGGCGACUUCAGUCGUCAACGAAGAAACGUACACAUUCAAGCGGGCACAAGCACGAUGUGUCGAAUUCACGACGUGAGUCGCGCCAAUCGCGUAAUAAUAAUCGUUUGCGUAGUCGCAGUGUUAGCCGAUCGAAGUCUUAUGAGCGCAAUAGGAGUUUUUGCAAUCGAAGAAACAGUCGGCAUCGUUCAUCUUCAUCGUCACAGUCUAGCUCACACAAAAAGCAUUCAUCUAGGAGUCAUAUACAACAUCGUCGACGCUUGUAUUCGCCGUCGAGAUCUCGCUCACGAACACGUCGUUAA